AUGCCGACUCCCGUUCCAGAGACCUGCAACUUCCCACGAACAGUUUCAGACAGGCGCAAUCCUGCGCUUCCGCUGUCACCACCGAUGCUGCCGCCGGUAGCAUCAUCGCCACUACCGCGACAAACAUCACCGCAGGCGCCAUCUCCGCUCUCGCCCACAAUGCCCGGCAUCUGUGCGGUUGAACGUCACGUCGUACCCGGGCCAAGUACACCACCUGUUUCCACAUCACCGUCGAUGGUCACCAUCAAUAUCGUGACAUCUCCGAACGUCAUGCUCAGCGUUGCUUCGAGCUCGCACGAUGCACCGACAGGAAGCUUGUCUUCUCAUUGUGAGCUCCAUGUGCCUUCCGGCGUGCAUGUGCCUGCUGCAAUGCCUCAACCCACAGCUUCGCUGGCGCCACGUCGUACGGCCGUAGCGCACGUAGUGCAUGGCACCGCAGCACCAAUGGCAACACCGUCGUCUUCCCUUGUGCCCCAGAAUUCACCACUCACUCCUCAGGCUCUGAAGUGGGCUGCACUCGCAAGUAAGCAUGGUGAUGAGCGGCUUCGUCGACAUGCACAGUGGGACUUCCAUGGUGAGUGGCUGCCAUACUAUGAGUACCAACCGGUCUGCCAGAUCACCGACAUAUGGACGGAAUGGGCAGAGGGGAUCGGAAAUUAUCUGCCGGUGCAGUUGCUGUGUGAAGAGUGGGGUGCGAAGUGGCGUCGGAAUGUGCCGAAGUUGAAGACGGAGGCGAAUCGUCGCAUGAGCGUCGUCCAGCUUGUGGAGGCUCUACAGAAGAAACGGAACUGGCAUCUCAACAUCGCGCUGCACUUCCUGCAUGAAAAGUAUGAGCCUCAUUACACUCCACACCAGUUCUGCGACUUCUUAAAGCAUGAUCAUCGUGCGGGAGCUGAGUCUGUACUUGCAGCAGCAGCGUAUUACCCGUAG
This is a messenger RNA of Sparassis crispa, 930 nucleotides long. RefSeq lists its product as hypothetical. The record is from RefSeq and is a predicted model, not a curated record. The coding region runs from base 1 to 930 and encodes 309 amino acids. Lineage: Eukaryota; Fungi; Basidiomycota; Agaricomycetes; Polyporales; Sparassidaceae. The transcript has a single exon.